This is a messenger RNA of Benincasa hispida (wax gourd), 2137 nucleotides long. The record is from RefSeq and is a predicted model, not a curated record. Lineage: Eukaryota; Viridiplantae; Streptophyta; Magnoliopsida; Cucurbitales; Cucurbitaceae.
AAAAAGCAGGUGCUGCCAUUAAUGCAAUUUGGUUCUUCUUCUUCUUCCUUCUCAAAAACUUUUUUUUCUUCUCUCGACUAGCAGAUCUGUCCGUCUGGUGGGUCCAUUCAGACAGCUAUUACUUGAGCUGCUUUCGUCCCCACACACUUUCAAGCUCAUUCAUGGCUUCUCUACUCUCCUCUCUUUUCUCUCUCUUAUUCCCUCUUUCUAUCUCCCCAUCUUCUCAAUUCCUUCACUCACUCAACCACUACCACUCCUCCAAUCCCAAUUUUGAUGCUUCUUAAUCCCUUUUCCCUCUCUUUCCCUCUUAUUCUCUUCAUUCCCACUUCCAAUUCUCUCUCCACCUGCUUCUUUGCAACUCACUGAAACUGGAAACUGCACUUAUAAACAUUUUAAAAUGGAAGAGAGGUUGUUUUUUAAGCUGGGUUUCCAUGCCUUUCUUCUCCAGGUGUUACUGCUUCUUCUAUAUUUCCAUGAAGCUAGCUGCAUCCCAUCAACUUAUCCAACACGGCACCUGUCAAACGAGAAACCAAUGGAUGAUAUGUAUCCUGUGAUUGCUCCAAGUGGGAAUCCAAAGCCAUUCAUUCCUCUCCUUGCCCCUUCUCCAUUGGUACCCUUCACAAAUACCACCGUUCCAAAGUUAUCAGGACAAUGUCUGUUGAACUUUUCUGCAACUGAAACUUUGAUGAGUAUGACUGCUAUAGAUUGUUGGGCCCCUUUUGCAAAACAAAUGGCCAAUGUUAUUUGUUGUCCACAGUUGGAAGCUACUCUUGCUAUCCUUAUUGGUCAGUCCAGUAUAGAUACUAAUGUUCUUGCUUUAAAUGGGACGCUUGCCAAAUAUUGCCUCUCAGAUAUUGAGCAGAUUUUGGUGGGGCAGGGUGCAAGUGAACGACUUAGACACAUAUGCACAGUUCAUCCAGCCAAUCUCACUGAAGGAUCUUGUCCGGCUAAAGAUAUUAGUGAAUUUGAGACCACCAUCGAUACCUCUAAGUUGCUUGCUGCAUGUAAUAAAAUUGAUCCUGUGAAAGAAUGCUGCAAUGCAAUCUGUCAGAAUGCCAUUUCAGAAGCUGCUACAAAGAUAGCAAUGAUAUCUACAGAUUUCUUGGGUAUGCCUGGAUCUCAAGUCUUGCCUGAACAGUCAGCUAGAGUUCGUGAUUGUAAAACUAUUGUCCUCCGAUGGCUAGCAAGCAAACUUCACCCUGCUAAUGCCAAGGAGGUUCUUAGAGUACUGUCCAAUUGCAAUGUCAAUAAAGUUUGUCCACUGGAAUUCCCUGACAUGAAAUAUGUUGCCAAUGCUUGUGGGAAUGCGAUCUCUAACAAGACAGCUUGCUGCCUGGCCAUGGAAAGCUAUGUAACGCAUCUGCAAAAGCAGAGCCUGGUUACCAACCUGCAAGCUUUGGAUUGUGCUACAGCAUUGGAAAUGAAAUUACGAAAGUCAAAUAUUACCAAGGACGUGUAUGGCCUAUGCCAUAUAAGCCUUAAGGAUUUCUCCCUUCAAGUUGGAAAUCAAGAGUUUGGAUGCCUUCUACCAAGCCUGCCUUCAGAUGCCAUAUUUGAUCCAUCUUCAGGUAUCAGCUUUGUUUGUGAUCUGAAUGACCAUAUACCAGCUCCAUGGUCUUCUACAUCCCAAAUGACAGCAUCAUCAUGCAAUAAGACUAUCAAAAUUCCUGCACUUCCUGCAGCAGCAUCUGCUCAAAGUGGCCUUUAUAAUGAUGGUGUUCUACAUGUCUUGCUCAUUGCUUUCUCAGUGACCCUUAUGAUGCUAAUUUAGCUUUUUUAUUGCUCACUUUGGAGAAGACUGUCAGUCAAGUCAUCAAAAACAGAUGCCAUUUUUAAGAAGCUUAUGACAGAGUCUUGUAUCCUCAGAAGUUUGAUCCUUGUGAAUAGUUUUCUAGAUGUUCUAAAUAUGGGAGAAAUUUGAGUUGGGAAAAUGGUUCCAAAUUCCUAUUUGUUCAUUCUUGCUUGUUAAUGUAAUAAAAAAAAGUUUUGUAAAGAUAUAGUAGGAAAGCUGAGCAGAGUGGUGCAGCGUUUGGGAUCUCUUUGUAUAUUUGGAUUGCCAUCAAAAGAAGCAAAGAUGGUUUUGUUUUUCUUUAUGCUAUAUGGUUAAAUUAAUCAUUGUGUUAUGGUGGCUCAAAAA